Molecule: messenger RNA, 480 nt
Organism: Calidris pugnax (ruff)
Lineage: Eukaryota; Metazoa; Chordata; Aves; Charadriiformes; Scolopacidae
Gene: PBDC1
Product: polysaccharide biosynthesis domain containing 1
Exons: 4
Cellular component (GO): cytoplasm
Source: RefSeq, a predicted model, not a curated record
CCACAGCCCCGCGUGGAGCUGGCCUGGGCCAUGAAGGCUCAUCAGCACGCCCAGGUCUACUUCAACCUCAUCUCCUCCGUCGACCCCAAAUUCCUGAACCUGACCAAAGUGGACGACCAAAUCUACAGCGAUUUCAGGAAAACCUUCCGGGAUCUUAAAAUCGACGUCCUCGACCCGGAGGAGCUCAAAUCAGAGCCGGCCAAAGAGAAGUGGCGCCCGUUUUGCCUGCGCUUCGAGGGGGUGGUGGAGGAUUUCAACUACGGGACGCUGCUGCGGCUGGACUGCAGCCAGGGCUACACGGAGGAGAACACCAUCUUCGCCACCAGAAUCCAGUUUUUCGCCAUCGAAAUCGCUCGCAACAGGGAGGGCUGCAACAGCGUCGUCUACGGCCGCGCCAAGGAGGGAGCCUCGGGGUGAGGAUGGGGAUGAAACACCCCCCCCUCCCCUCCCUUUCCAACCUGUAAAUAAAACAUUUUAAAC